AUGACCCCGGUCGUGCCUGUGGCCACACUCUUCGUGCUGUGCUGCAUGUGUGCCGUGCCUCUGCAGGGUCAGAAGCCGGGUCAGGUGGACCCUCUGACGGCGAACCGGGCCAACCCGCAGUGCUGGGACUCGUCCUCGGCUCUGCUGCUGGAGAUGCGCUCCCCUCGGAUCGCAGACACGGUGCCCGCCUUCUGGGACCUCAUGGUGUCCCUCAAGUCCUCAGACAACAGCAAACACACGGCGCUGUUCUGGGACCUGGCCGGGGUCUUCUGGGACAUGUAUGCGGACUGCGUGUUGUCCAGGAGCCACGGCCUGGGACGGAGACACGUCACCGCUGUCCACUCCCUGUUCACCGACAAGACGUUCAGGUUCAACAGCUCAGGACUGAAGACUCUGGCUUGGCUCUGUGUCAGAGUGAGACGCAGAGGACGCAUCGAGACCCUUAAGACCAAACCAAACUCACUCUACCACAAAUAAUCAUAACAUUUUGUUGAUUUAUUUAUUUAUGUAUUUAUUUAUUUAUUUAAUU
Sphaeramia orbicularis (orbiculate cardinalfish) is the source of this 529-nucleotide messenger RNA. RefSeq names its product protein FAM237A-like. The coding region runs from base 1 to 477 and encodes 158 amino acids. The transcript is spliced from 2 exons. The record is from RefSeq and is a predicted model, not a curated record. NCBI's taxonomy places the organism in Eukaryota, Metazoa, Chordata, Actinopteri, Kurtiformes, Apogonidae.